Messenger RNA from Cuscuta campestris, 1638 nucleotides. Lineage: Eukaryota; Viridiplantae; Streptophyta; Magnoliopsida; Solanales; Convolvulaceae. The record is from the annotation of a GenBank genome assembly.
AGGCAUGAUGUUUAGGAAUUCAAAGAUUCUUGCUCUGAUCGUUUUCCUAGUAUGUAUUUGCUGUUUCUUUCCCUGUAAAUGCAUUUUUAAUAUCUAGUACCUAUGUGCUUAAAGGGCGACGAGAUUGGAAUUUCUUCCAAUUGCAUUGAAAAAGAAGAUCCAAACAAGGAUAUUCCCACACUUGAUGAUGUGGAUAAACCCCAGGAUAACAUAGUUACAAGUCUUGCCGAGAAAGCAAUGUCUAUUGCUAGUCCUGUGGUACCCACAAAAGAUGGGGAAGUAGAUCAAGAGAGGCUGGUGGCAAUGCUUGCAGAGUUAGGACAGAGGGGUGGACUUUUUAGGUUUAUCGGAAAAUUUGCAUUGCUUUGGGGUGGAUUACGUGGUGCCAUGAGUCUAACGGACAAACUCCUUUCAUUUCUGCACAUUGCUGAACGUCCUUUGUUCCAAAGGAUUUUUGCAUUUAUGUGUAUGGUUCUUGUUUUAUGGUCACCUGUUGCUGUACCUUUGCUACCAACACUUGUGUGUAGCUGGACUACUCAUAGCCCAUCCAAAACUGCAGAACUGGUUUGCAUUGUUGGACUCUAUAUCUCUGUUAUGCUACUAGUUACAAUAUGGGGGAAAAGAAUUCGUGGGUACCGAAAUCCACUUGAACGAUAUGGACUGGAUCUGACUUCAUUGUCACAGGCUCAGGAUUUUAUAAAGGGGUUGGUCGGAGGAGUCAUUCUUGUUUUACUAUAUUAUUCGGUAAACUCCCUAGUCGGAAGUGUCCAUUUCCAUAUGCCAAUCACUUUCCCUCCAUCAUCUUCUGCUGCCCUAGCAUCAUUAAAAAUAUUCAGUCAGAUGGUUUUACUAGCUUUUCAAGGACUUACAACCGCAACUGGGGUUGCAAUGAUCGAGGAGUUGAUUUUCAGAUCAUGGUUGCCUGAUGAAAUUGCUUCUGACCUCGGACACAAUCAAGGAAUAAUCAUUUCGGGACUUGCAUUUUCAGUAUUCCAAAGGUCAGCAUGGGCAGUGCCUGGUCUAUGGAUGUUAUCACUAGCUCUUUCUGGGCUUAGGACAAGAAAGAAGGGUAGCCUAUCCCUUCCCAUUGGCGUACGUGCAGGGAUAUUGGCUUCAAAUAAUUUCUUGAGGAUGGAAGGCUUUCUGGUUCCUGGAUCCAAGUCUCCACCAUGGCUUACCGGAGCAUCCUCUUUUCAACCUUUUAGUGGCGCCACUGGUCUUGCCAUUGCCUUGUUUUUGGCUGUACUGGUCUAUCCAAGAGAUACGAAAAAAAUGUCUAGACCCAUGAAGGAUUAAGCAUGCGAAUAUCAAAUUAAGGCCCGUUUGGUAAAAAGGUAUUUGGCUGAAUGCUCGAAUCUACUCAAUUUUCUGAAAUUUUAAGCGUUUGUAAAAAUCAAUUUCAGCCAAAUAAGCAAGUCAAAUGGAAUUAUUCUGCUAUGGCAUGUAGAUAAGCAGAGUAAGCUGAUUAAUGCUACCAAAAAGGGCUUUUUAUAUGUACUCCCUUCGUCCGGUUUUAGUUGUCAACUUGUUCUCAUUUGUCCAAAAUUAGUUUUCUACUAUCUGUAUUCAAUAUUUCAAUGGAGUAAGGGUAUGGUGGUGCUAAAUCCAAUCCAUUUAUAAGAAAUUGACAACUUUACC